AUGACUCAGGUAUCACGCAUCUCGUGCGUCGAAUGUCGCAGACGGAAGAUCAAAUGCAACAAGCUCAACCCAUGUAACCAGUGCAUCAAGCGAGACAUCAUGUGCGACUACCCCAAGAAGUUCCGUCGAAUUGAUAUCGACAGGUUGGACCACAUGGUGAUGGAGGAGGGUUCCGGCGACGCCGGCGAAUACGACUCGGAGGACACCGGCGAGUACGCAUCCUCCUCCGGCCAAAAGACGUCGCCACACUCGUUACAGGUGAUGCUGUCGGGGCCAGCAGACCGUGAUGAGAGGCUGGUGCUCUUACGCAAGAUUAAGGACUUGGAGAAGGUGAUCCACAGCUUGGACCAGAAUAGUCACGACGUCAACGACCCCACGAUCAACUGUUACCAGGGCAAGUAUUACGGCCCCACGUCGGCAAUUUCCAUGUUGAGCGACUUUGCGUCGACAUUGGGCCCGAAGGCGUUCAUUUUUGAGAAGAAUCCCAAUUUCCGUGCGGGGGGCCGCAAGUUGGAGGUGCGCAACUUUGACACGCCGUCCAAGAACAAUACCUCCAUCUCGUCACUCAAGAAGUUGAUUCCGAAUUUCCACUUUGACAAGCAGGAGAAUCGCCAGAUCAUUGGCCGGUUGGUACAGCGCUUCUUCCAGUUUGACUGCUCCAUCUUCUUCGACCAGCAGCACGUGAUGAACUUGGUCACGGAGCAACUGAUCCGCACGGACGAAGAGUUCAUGGUGGUGCUCAUGAUCUUGCUCACGGCGAUCAACCGCGGCGGUAGCGAUGCACUGGAAGACCCGUGCGGCGCCGACGAGCUCCGCGAGUACGAAAAGUUCAUUCCCAGCCUCAUCUCUGACUUUAACGUUCUCAAGAAGAAGUCGCUGUUGUCCGUCAGCGUUAUCAUGGCCGAGUUACUCCUCUUUGAGUUUUACUUCUACACGCUCCGCCUGGAGAUUGCGUGGGCCACGUUGUUCAACAUUAUCAGUUCGUGCUACUCCUUGGGCCUCCACAUCUUCACCGACGAUUCGCGGCGCAUGUCCGUGUGGUGGGCCGUCAAUUUCUACGAGUCCUUGCUCUGUCUGAUGCUUGGACGCCCCAACCCUGUCAGCGCGGAGUUGCUAGCGUAUCAUAGCAAACAGGUGGGUGCGUCCGACCGCUUGCGCUGGCGCGUGGACAUCACCAUGUUGGGCAAGGAGAGCAACGCGUUGCUUCUCCACUCGAUGCAAGAGGUGGAUUAUGCCAAGGUCCAGGCGUUAUCUGCGCGCUACGACGAGGCAAUUCUGCACGUCAAGGCGUACGUAGCGGCGAAGCCCCAGGACUGGCUCCGACGCACGGACUUGGUGUUGCUCUUGACCAACCAGGCAAAGCUCCACCAGCCAUUCAUGCGCAAACAGACGGAAUCCAAGGCGCGGAUCUUUCCGCUCGUGGCUGACUGUAUCGACCAGGUGAAGGCCAUCUUGUCAUCUAGGGCAGCGGCCUUCUCCAACAAGCACUUCCGCUCGAUCUGUCCCUUCGGCGACUGCUACUUCUUCCAGUCGCUCGCGGUACUGUUUACGUAUCUCUCCUACACCAAGUGCGUCACCCCGGACGUACUCCAGUUCCAGAAGGAGUUGAACUACGUGGUGCACGAGUUGGGCGAAAAGUGGAUGCACAAGAUUGUGUACAUUGCGCUGGUGGUGAAUGAGUCCAUCACCAAUAACCUCAACGAGGAGUAUUUCUCGAAGGCCAACGAGCAGCCGCACUUGGUGCCGUGGUAUAAUGUGAACUAUAAUGACCAGUUCUUCUUGCAGUUGCCCGAGACCGCCCGGCUCUUUGGCGAGAUGGAUGAAAAGGUGGUCAGCUACGUGACCGAUAGCAUAUGUGACCAGAGCGUCGGCACUUGGGCGACUCCAAGUGGGUUUGGCUCUCGGCACAGUAUGAAACCUACCGCCGCCGUCCCGCCGAACCAGGCCGGUAAUGACACAAGUACGUCCAUACCCCCGGUGUCGUACUAA
Molecule: messenger RNA, 1989 nt
Organism: Babjeviella inositovora NRRL Y-12698
Lineage: Eukaryota; Fungi; Ascomycota; Pichiomycetes; Serinales
Exons: 1
Coding region: 1-1989 (662 amino acids)
Biological process (GO): regulation of DNA-templated transcription
Molecular function (GO): zinc ion binding; DNA-binding transcription factor activity, RNA polymerase II-specific
Source: RefSeq, a predicted model, not a curated record